This is a messenger RNA of Microplitis demolitor, 2005 nucleotides long. RefSeq names its product delta-like protein D. The coding region runs from base 85 to 1563 and encodes 492 amino acids. Lineage: Eukaryota; Metazoa; Arthropoda; Insecta; Hymenoptera; Braconidae. The transcript has 9 exons. The record is from RefSeq and is a predicted model, not a curated record.
AUUUUUUUAAAUCGACGUGGAAUUUCAGUGAAUGUAAGAAGCAAUUUCAAAAUUCAAUUUUUCCUACACUAAUACAUUGAAAGGAUGAUUCGAAUUCUACUCAUAAUUUAUGCUGUAAGUCGAGCAAAAACUCUACAUAUUUCAGAUAUUAUUGGUGAACUUAAAGACGGUCCGAUCGAUGGCUGUGUCAAUUCUAAAAGCCAGUGUAAUCCGCAUCUUGCAAAUCCGUGUUGUCAACAAAAUAAUACAUGUAGAUUACACGAAAGGAUGAACAUUGGAAUGAUAUAUGCCUGUUUAGAAUUAAUAUAUUUAGGAGGAUAUUGUGUAAAUGUAAUAGAUUGUUUGAGUAUAGACCAUUCAAUAUGUAAUAGCAAUAACGAGUGUGAAUGUAGGCCUGGCUUUGCUGCAGUAAACAAAAUAAAAUGCGCACCACUAAUUACUAGUCCCUGCUGGACAGAUGAUGACUGUAUGGUGAAAAAUUCUAUUUGCAUAAACAAUAAAUGUACUUGUAAACCUGAAUUCGUAUCAUACUUUAAGGACUAUUGCAAACCAACGGCAUUGGGGAAAUUUUGUUCAAAUGAUUACGAUUGUGGAGAUAUGAUGCGUAUAAUGUGCUCUAAUAAAAAAGCGUGUGAGUGUAAGCCAAAUCAUGUUAUACAAAAUAAUGCUACAUGUGCACCACUUUUGGGCGGAUUCUGUGAAAAUGAUAAUGCAUGUGCAAACGAAGAUCUCAUUUGUAUAAAUAAUCGAUGUCAAUGUAAAAAUGGCAAUUCACCUACAUUUAAUAAAGGAUGUAUACCGAAAUUAUUAGAAAUAACUUGUAACAAUGAUUAUGAUUGUAAAGAUCUAAUGCAUAUGAAAUGCUCGGAAAAUAAAAUAUGUACUUGUAGACCACAUCAUAUUAUAAAAAAUGAUGGUACAUGUGCAUCACUUUUAGAAGGAUAUUGCCAGCAUGACGAACAAUGUGGAGUUGAAAAUUCUAUUUGCAGUGAAAAUAAAUGUCGAUGCAAAAAUAAAUAUAUAUUAACAUCUCUCGAAACAUGUUCACCAACACCACUUGGAGAACGCUGUCACAAAGAUAACGAUUGUAAUAAAACAUUUUAUACUAAAUGUUCAAAUGACAGCAAAUGUGUUUGUGAAGAAAAUUAUAUUGCAAUAAAUGAUACAUUAUGUGCACCGCUGUUAGGAGCAUUUUGUUCGCAAAAUGAACCAUGUGGAGUAAAUAACUCCGACUGUAUUGAUAAUGCAUGCCAGUGCAAAGUCAAUUUCAAAUCUAUAUUCAAUAACAAAUGUGUACCAACAAAAUUGGGAAAGCCCUGUGCAAAUAUAUUGGAUUGUGAAGAUAUUUUGCAUCUACAGUGUACACAGAGUCUUAAAUGUGAAUGCAAAAAAAAUCAUAUCAUAAUGAAUAACUCCACGUGCUUGCCACUUCUAGAUGAAUACUGUUGGGUUUAUGAUAAAUGUGCACCCGAAAAUUCUAUUUGUUUAUCGGAUACUUGUCAAUGCAAACCCAACUACUCACAGAGAUCUAACAACCAAUGCAUUCAAAUGCAAAAAGUGUAAUUAUGCGCAACAUUAUUACACUGAUGAGAGAUUAAUAAUUUAUGCGUUUCCAAAAUUCAGUUUGUUUUAACAACAAGGGUCCUUUCAAAAAAAUUUUUGACCGGUGCCAAUCACAUAAGCGUAUAAACCAAUUUUCAAUAUAAAAUUAUAUUCUCCAUUAAAUAAUAUAAUAUCAAUUGUUAUGUUUAAAUGAAAUUAUUUUUUCCAUAUUAAAAUCGGAAGGUUUUUUGCGCAACGAAAAUGAAAAAAAUUAAUGCAAUCUGACUACUGAGGGGGGAAAUUGGGGAUGGUUGCAGUUUUUGGGUGACAGCAGCAACUAUGCGAAAACCUUCAAAAAUCUAGAUCCCGUAGAUUUUUUACUUUUCAUUUUCUUUCCGCGAAAAACGUUCCGAUCUUCAGGUACAUUCUUAACCAUCAAUUCCACUUGCACAAAUAUACAUUA